AUGAUAGAAUUAAACAUGGCAGUUGAUGGAUAUCGUAUAAUUCUUGACAACGAUCUUGAUGAAUGGUCAGAUGUUGAAGCGGUUGAAGAAACGAAUGAGAGUGGACAGGGGGGGGAAACGUCAACAAGACAAAAUUCAAGUAAAUCAGUGAAGGUGGAUGUAGAAUACCAAAAUGAACUAAGGAAAAUUAUCCUUAGCAUACAAAAUGAUCUUAGUAUAUCGCAGGAUGAAAAGGCGAAGAAAGUUCAAGUAACUAAUAUUUACAACAUUGACAAUGAAUCUGUUGAUGAUCUCAAACCAACAUAUACUGUAAGCGUUAAAUUAGCACGGUAUUACUGUGAUAAAUGUAAAUUCUGGGAUGAUCAUCCGCUUAGAGACAUUUAUCAUUGUGAUCAUUGCGGAAUUUGUCGGAAGGGACGGGGUCUAGGAUACAAUACCAAAGUCUUGGAAAUAAAGUCAGGACUGCCAGAAAAUAAUCCACCCAAGAGUGAAGGAUCAAGCAGCUCGACAGUUAAUAGCGGGUCAUCUAAUAGUUCACAAGCACAACAGUCAAGUGUUACGGAAGUCACUGGUAUGAUUCAGCGUGGAGAAGGGUCAUCUGAUAGGGAAUAUGUGACAGAACACCAGACAAGAAAUCCCAUGAAUUCAAUAGAAUCAAAUAAUGAUGCUUAA
This is a messenger RNA of Racocetra fulgida, 672 nucleotides long. NCBI's taxonomy places the organism in Eukaryota, Fungi, Glomeromycota, Glomeromycetes, Diversisporales, Gigasporaceae. The record is from the annotation of a GenBank genome assembly.